Thunnus maccoyii (southern bluefin tuna) is the source of this 6109-nucleotide messenger RNA. RefSeq names its product suppressor of tumorigenicity 14 protein homolog. Lineage: Eukaryota; Metazoa; Chordata; Actinopteri; Scombriformes; Scombridae. Gene Ontology annotation, biological process: acrosome reaction; proteolysis. The transcript is spliced from 19 exons. The record is from RefSeq and is a predicted model, not a curated record. Gene Ontology annotation, molecular function: serine-type endopeptidase activity; protein binding. The coding region runs from base 1011 to 3551 and encodes 846 amino acids.
CACAUCAGUCAUGAUGAUCUAUGACGUACAUCAACAUCUGAUUGUGUCCAUGUUGAAUCAUUUUCAACAAAAAUACAGAAAUACACAACCAAACAAGUCAUAUAACAAAAGUGUAAAACCAACAGUCUUAUAUCAAACAUUAAUACAACAUAAACACAAGACAAAUGACUUACAAAAUACAAAAGAACGCAAAGAAAAAGACUAAUAUAAAUACAGUUACACAAGAAUAAAACAGACACAUUAAGAGAAACAGGAGGAUUCAUCAUAUUAAACAUCAUCCAACAGAAUCUUAAAUAUUCUAGUGUUAAAACUGUUUCAUGUAAGAGUCCUGAAGCUUGUUCCACCAGAUCUGUGUUUAUAUAAGAUAUAUAUCUAUAUAUCCAUAACCUAUAGAUAAGUAAUGUGUUCUCGUGAACAGGUGCAGUAUCACAUAUUACAUAAGUCUUAAAAGUGAUGAUAAAUAAAAUAGGAGCUUAUUUAUAAUGCUAUUAUAAACGGAUGUCGGGACUGACUUUUGGUCUUUCUAUUAACUUGUCAUUAAGCUGUUGUUAAUAAAGUAAAAAAAACAAGUUUUUUUUCCGUCGCGCAGUGGAUGAUGGGAGCGUCAGGUGUGUGUGUGUGUAUCUCUGCUGUCUCUCUGAUCUUCUGUCGCCGGUUUCCUCUUUCUUGUCGCCAGACCUGUCGGUGUGACUCCUCCGGUAUUAACCCGUUUAAACGUGUUUGAACCCGCUCUGACCGGUAACAGGAACGACUCCUGCAGUUACUGCGUCACUUUAAACUCAACUAAACAGCUUUUAAAGUUGUUUUUUUCCGCUUCUACCUGCCGCACACACACACACACGCACACACACACACACACACCUGCCGCUGCUCACCUGUGGUCGCCAUGUCAGCGGGACAGUGAUGGCAGCAGAGAGACGCUCAACGGCGGGAAACGGAACACGAACCGAAGAAUAAGGAAUAAUAAAAAAAAGAAAGACAACAUUCAUCAGCAGGGACCUGAAGUCAACAUGGAUUCACUGGAUUCAGGACUUAAAUUCAGCCCGAGGCAGGACAUCGACUGGGACACGACGCUUCAGUUCCUGCCGGCCUCAGACUCCAAACAGCUGGAGAAGAAAUCCGGCCGCCGGAAGAAGCUGUGGAUCGGAGUCGGCCUGCUGCUGUCGGCCGCCGCUCUGGCUCUGCUGACCGGACUGCUGGUCUGGCACUUCCACUUGCGUAGGGACGUCAGAGUGAAGAGAGUCUACAUCGGCUCGAUGGGAAUCAAUAACCAGCACUUCAUGGCGGCGUAUGAAGACCCGAACAGUCCUCAGUUCUCUAACUUGGCCUCUCUGGUCAGGCAGCAGCUGAAACUCAUGUACUCCAAAAACUCAGUGCUGCAAAAAUACUUCACAGGCUCCACAGUUCAGGCCUUCAGUGAGGGAGACAGCGGCGACAACGUGGUGGCUUACUACCAGUCAGAGUUCGACCUCCCAGUCCCUCAGCAGGCUUCACUGGACGAAGCCAUCGAGUCUCUGGAGGCGCCGGCAGGAAGUCAGCAGGGUCGACAGGGACGCCUGCUGCUGAAACCCACCGACGCUCUCAACGUCAACAACAUCCUCUCACGAGCUAUAGAUCCACGCAUGAUGAGGACUACAUUAGUUGUGAAGAAGUCUUUCAACAUCCACGUCAGUAAAGCUGGAAUCGUCCAGUCUCCGGGGUUCCCAGACUCUUCGUACCCGCCCAACGUCUACCUGCAGUGGCGGCUGCGGGCCGACCCCGGCCACCGAGUCCAGCUGGACUUCCACACUCUGAUCCUGGAGGACGACUGUCAGCAGGACUUCAUCAAGAUCUACGACACCCUGGCUCCCAUAGAGCACCGCGCCCUGACAGAACAGUGUGGGUAUCCCCAUGGCUCCCUGUCCUUCCUGUCCUCUCGGAACGUCAUGUUGCUGACUCUGGUCACCAGCGAGGAGAAGAACUUCCCCGGCUUCAGAGCCAACUACUCCCAGAUCCCUCUGACCGAACCGAAGUGUGGAGGUAAACUGACGGGAGAUAAAGGCAUCUUCUCCUCACCUUUCUUCCCCUCCAACUAUCCUCCAAGAACCUCGUGUGUCUGGGACAUCCAGGUCCCGAAGGAAAAGUUUGUCAAAGUUCAGUUCAAGAAAUUCUCCCUGGGACAAAACAGUAACAAAUGUCUGAAGGAUCAUGUUGACAUCAACGGUCAGAGACUUUGCGGCAGUAAGCCAGAAAGCACCGUGGUCACCACUAGAAGCAACAUGAUCACCGUCAGAUUCAACUCGGACUCGUCUUACGUUGAUCAAGGUUUCAUCGCCGAGUACGAAGCCUUUGUCCCAAAUAACCCUUGUCCGGGACAGUUCCAGUGCACCAACAACCUGUGCAUCAACAAGACUCUGCAGUGUGACGGCUGGAACGACUGUGGAGACGGCACCGACGAGGACAACUGCAAGUGUGAAGCGUCUCAGAUGAGGUGUAAGAACAGCCGCUGUAAACCCAAGUUCUGGCAGUGUGACGGGUUUGACGACUGCGGAGACAACACAGACGAGGAAAACUGUGGAAAAUGCAAACCGGGACAGUUUUCCUGCAGAACCGGACGCUGCAUCCCUGAGAAUCUGAGGUGUAACGGGAGAGACGACUGCUCCGAUGGAUCUGAUGAGUCUAAAUGUGAAAAAUCUCUGGUGCUGCAGCAGUGUUCUGAGUUCACCUUCCGCUGCAAGAACGGACGCUGCAUCAGCAAACUGAACCCGGAGUGUGACGGAGAGCAGGACUGUGAGGACGGCUCCGAUGAGGAAGACUGCGAGUGCGGGACGAGGCCGUACCGGAGCUCUCGUAUCGUUGGCGGUCAGGCGUCCCGGGAGGGCGAGUGGCCGUGGCAGGUCAGCCUCCACAUCAGGGGCAAAGGUCACGUGUGUGGGGCGUCCGUGUUGAGCCGCCGCUGGCUGCUGACCGCCGCCCACUGCGUCCAGGACAACGGACCAGACAAGUACUCCCGGGCUGACCAGUGGCAGGCCUUGCUGGGGCUGCACGUGCAGAGUCAGACCAACGAGUGGACGGUGAGGAGGAACCUGAAGCGGAUCAUCGCCCACCCGAACUACAACCCGCUGACCUACGACAACGACAUCGCCCUGAUGGAGCUGGACUCUGAUGUCACCCUCAACCAGAACGUCUGGCCCAUCUGCCUGCCCUCCCCCACAUACGACUUCCCAGCAGGCCGAGAGGCGUGGAUCACCGGCUGGGGAGCCACCAGAGAGGGAGGCGUAGCUGCGACGAUCCUGCAGAAGGCGGAGGUUCGGAUCGUCAACAGCACGGUGUGUAAGAGUCUGAUGAGUGAUGUCACUGACAGGAUGCUGUGUGCCGGAGUCCUCAAAGGAGGCGUGGACGCCUGUCAGGGCGACUCCGGCGGGCCGCUGUCCGUCACCGGCCCUAAUGGACGGGUCUUCCUGGCCGGCGUGGUGAGCUGGGGCGACGGCUGUGCUCGCAGGAACAAACCCGGCGUCUACACCCGGAUUACCAAAUACCGCAGCUGGAUAAAGGAGAACAGCGGCGUAUAGCAGCACAGCAGCUGACGAGCUCUCUGGAUAUUUAUAACUGGAGGUGAACGUGGGCUGUGAUAGUUUUUAUUUUUCUAUUGAAGUCUGUUUUCAGGCCAAAAUAUGACAUUAAUAUUCACAGCAGAAUCUGUGAAUUAUACAUUCUUUUUUAAGGUUUUUUUUUUUAAGUUUAUAAAGUCAUGUUUUUGGUGUCUGUGGAUCAAAAUGUUACAAAGCAGAAGCUGAGAGCGGCUGUCAGCGCUAAUGUUUCUUUAGCUCCAUGAAACAGAUCAUCGUUCACUUAGUCAUUUUGUUUUACAUUAGUCAUUUUAAUUUCUGCUCUGCACUGGGACACAUUUCUAUCUUCUGAGUUAAAGAGAUGAAUGACACCACAGCAGCUCAUUAUCUUGAGAUUAUUACUACUUAAAGUCCUCAUUAGCAGAUUUAAAGCUUCUUUAUAAUUUACAGAGAAAACAAGUUGCACUUUACGCUAACAUUUUUAGUUUUGUGUCCCCCCUAAUUGCUAUCCAUAGAAAAAUACUAGUUAAAAAUGGAAAGAUCAAAAAAGUAGAGACAGAAAUAUAAAAAUAGUGGUACCACUUUCCGAUACGUCACCUGGUGUAAAGGCUUUAUGAUCAGUCACACCAACAGUAGAUUCAGUCUCAAGGCUGAAGUAAAUCUGUGCAAAUCUGAGCCGUAUUAUUUAUUAAGUUAAUGGCUGACUUUGUAGAGAGUGGUACCAAAUCAAUGAAAACAAAACUGUACAGUGUUUGAUGUUUUGAAUGUGUGUCAGAUAAUGAAUGUUAAUGAUUAUGAAGAUUUUAAAUAACAGGGCUAAUAAAAUAUUAGCAACCACAGCUGCUCUCUGCUUCUGCAAGAAAGAAAAAAGCACAAAAAGUUGCAUAUUAUUCAAUAAUUAUACAGAGUCACUGUGUCAAUGUAAACUGUAGAGAGUCCAGUGUCUGUAAGUUUGAUCAGUUUAGGAACCGGGUAUAUUUCCAUGUGAACUUUUAUUUUUUAUUUUUUUAUGUAAUUUUUUAAAUGAAACACUUGAUGUGUUUCUCUUGAAGCUGAAUGUCUUUUAAAUAAUGAUGAUAAAAAAAUAUUCUCAGGGCUAAAAGGGAUGUUAAUAAACUCUUUAGUAUAAGUGCCUUCCAACUACAAAUGUCCUCAAAGAUCAGUCUGUUUUCUGGUUAAACAGGGUCAGUAUGUGUUUUUGGUCUUAGCUAAUAUCAAACUUCUCCAUAACUGCAGUCACUUCACACUUCACUUCUGGCAGAGCUGGUAGAAACGUGUUGAACAGGAUUUACAGUCCAUAAAAACUACACUGAACUCAAACACAUUUCUUCUUCCUCUUCUUCCUACUUUGUUUUAUUGUGGAAGGAGCAGAGGGUCAAAAUGGAGAGAAAAAGAUGCGUUUACCAAUUUAGCCGGCUCAGUGUGGACAUGGUCUAAACAUGGUCUAGCAUAGCAGCAUGGUGAGCAUGUUAGCAUGCCUAUGUUAGCAUUUAGCCCAAAGCACUGCUAAAAGGCAAUAGUAAUAAUACAUUUUAUUUAUACAGUGCUUUUAAAGACACUCAAAGACUCUUUACAUAGAUAAACAUGUAAAAGAACCUCUAAGUAUCCAGAAUAACUGUCAGGUUUCAUGAAACUUGCAUGAAGGAGCUCCUCAGGGAACCGUCCUGGAUCCUCUAGAGAUUCACAGAACAUUGUCAUGAUACCAACUUUUUAUCAUGUUGUCGGUACUUGAAGGGACCCUUAAAUGUUCCUGGAGGCUCUCAGGGACAGAGCACUGGCCAAAUAAUCAUUUAGCAGUAAGAAACAGGAGGACGGGGCUGCUCUUUUGAAGCAAACAGAACAAAAACUUUCGGAUUUUCUGCUGACAGCAGAGACGAAGGCCAACGGGUAAAAAAAAUCUACUAAAUUUUUUGCAUAUUAAUAUUUUUUGAUGAUAAUUAAUGCUCUUAUUCAUAAAAAAAAUAUUUACACUUAAUAUUAGAAAUAUAGAUUGGUACUUGGUGUUAGCCAAAAAACAUAGUGUCUGACAGCCUUUAAAAAGUGUAAAAUUUAAUACAGUUAUUGAGCUACAUUAGACAGUUUUUGGCCCUCAUCACUUCUUCUUUCUCUUCUUUGUUAUGUGCGGAACGUUUAUUUGAUUGUAGCAUCUUCUAAUUAUAUAAGUUUUUGUUUGUGGAACAGUUGGAUGAUCUUGGUGAGAAUCAGUUUAUCUCAGUGUCAGAUCUGUCUGUGUGUCUUUAUUUAUUUUACCACUGUGGGGCGCCAAUUCUGGAUUCAGUUUGAAGCAAAUUUGCAUUUAAGCAGCUGUUUUUGUGACAUUUCUUGCUUUUUUUUACUUGUUUUUUGCGCUCUUCGCCUUUUGAUGAGUUUUUUGCUGAAUGUAUUUAUUUGUACAGUGUUCCUGCUUUUAUUUUUUACAACAUUGGUGUGUUUGGGUUGUCUGUCCUUGUUUUUGUCCUGGUGAUACUUCUUGUGUGGGUUGCUAAACAUUAGAAUGGUUUCUUUGCUGUGGCAGAAUACUUACAUUGUGGAAGGAUUACAAAGUAAACUGCUGUGAUGUA